Messenger RNA from Schistosoma turkestanicum, 1768 nucleotides. The record is from the annotation of a GenBank genome assembly. NCBI's taxonomy places the organism in Eukaryota, Metazoa, Platyhelminthes, Trematoda, Strigeidida, Schistosomatidae.
GGAUGCUGGAUAUAUUUGACCUCGCGCGCCACAGCUAUGGAUUUGGCCAAUCCUCUCACUUGUGUCAUGGAUUUGAUGCGACGCCUACCACCGCAAAAGAUUAAUCAGACUUUGGUGGAUUUAAUCUCGCUUACACCAGAACACUGUGAAGAUAUUUUAAGCUCAGUGGAUCAACCGCUGAAGAUAGCAAGAGACGUACAUGCUGAUCGUGACUAUUUAUUAUGUGAUUAUAACAGAGAUGGUGAUUCUUAUAGAUCACCUUGGUCAAACACCUAUGAUCCACCACUAGAAGAUGGAGCUAUACCAAGUGAAAACCUUCGUCAGCGAGAAAUAGAAAUUAAUAGAGCUUUCGAUCAAUACAGAGAAAUGUAUUAUGAAGGAGGAAUAUCUUCGGUUUACCUCUGGGAUAUGGAUCAUGGAUUCGCUGGAGUUGUUCUGAUAAAAAAAGCUGGGGAUGCUAAAUUAGCUAGUGGAUGUUGGGAUUCGAUACAUGUUAUUGAUGUUGUUGAAAGAACUUCUGCUAAAAUAUCUUCAUACAAAGUUACAAGUACCAUUAUGUUAUGGCUUCAAACUCAGCGGGAAUCUGCAGGUUAUUUUAACCUAGGUGGUAGUCUUUCAAGAUACAAUGAGCGUGAUCUUCCUUUGGGAGACUCAGCUGUUGCAAUAACUGAGUCACAUAUUCUAAAUAUUGGACGUCUAGUAGAAGAGGUUGAAAACAAAAUCCGUUCAACGCUCAACGAAGUGUAUUUUGGUACAACUAAGAAUAUUGUUGACUCAUUACGUUCUAUUGUACCUGCCUCAGAAGAGGAGAAACGUCGGCGUUUAGUUCAAGAGGUACACACAGCCUUACAAAAUAAGUCUCAGUUAUAAAUCCGCUUCACUUUAGCACCUUUGGCUCUAAUAAGCGCUAAUAAUGUUUUGAUUUUUCUCUUAUGUACUGCAGUGUGUUCAGUAUUUCAUUUAAACACUUACUAUUCCAUUUUAUGCACUAUUUAGUAGUGUGAUCUUUAUCUGUGUUAUUUGUGAAUUUUAAUGUACUUUGGACUUUCUUAUGCUCAUUAUUAAAAAAAACUUUUGACAUCGGUUGUUCCCCUCUUUGGUUUUUUCUACUAUAUCAUUCCUAUUAAUAAUAUUUCUUGAAAUCAAUUUAAAGGAUCAACCCGAGUACGUCUGUUUCAUAAUCCUGCUUCAGAACUCUCGUUAUGCAAAGCCGAAUCAUCACAGGUCCUUUCUUUCAAUAACACUAGCUGAUAAUAAUGUUUUUGAAACUGUUAUUGACUUAAUUACAUAUUUGGAAUUCGGGAAAAGGUCAGACCAACCAAGUUUCAUUCGAUUUUGUGUAUAUUUUUUCUGUACCUAGUUUUGAUAAACCUCUAGUUAUUGGCUUGUAAUAUUGUUGUGAGGGUAUUUAGGAUGUUUUCGUCACGUUAUUUUGAAUAAAACUAAUUUUUAACAUUUGUUAGAGUAUCGGUUGGACGCACAUCUAUUUCUUAAAUCUCCAUGAUUUUUCUCGAGAGACUUUUGUUGAACUUGAGCUUAAAUUUCAUCCCAAAUGUAUUAAAAUGGAAAUAGAGUAUGUAAACUGCAAAUGAAUUUCAACCUUACCUUCAUCACUUUCUAGUCACAAUUUAGACAGUUGGAGAUGUGGGAUUUUUCCGUAGUAUGGUGGUUAUGUACUCAUUUACUGUCCACAGUUUGACACCGUCAAAAUAAGCGAGUUCUGCAUCCAAAGCUUUCUCUACUGGAUUCCUUUUAGUAGUCUUUUUUC